Molecule: messenger RNA, 2349 nt
Organism: Amborella trichopoda
Lineage: Eukaryota; Viridiplantae; Streptophyta; Magnoliopsida; Amborellales; Amborellaceae
Source: RefSeq, a predicted model, not a curated record
CUAUGGCCGCCAUCGACAGUGUAACGUCCCCUGUCAUAACCCGAAGGAAGAGAGCCGUCAGACGCUGGAAAUGAAGUAUUUUAUUCUGGCAGAGAAAGACUGAAAUAUUAAGAAAUGAAAUUUUUUAUACCACUCUUGCGACUUUUUCAAAGUUUCCUUUCCAUGAGGCUUGAAAUCUUCAAUAGAGCAGAGUUUUUUCUUCUGAGUACGACAUAUCUUAGUUGAACAGAGGAUUUUCGUUUCAUAUCUUGAAUUGAAGAAAAUGAAAGAUAGUUCUUUGAGAUCCAGAUCAGCUAGAUCAUAGUUGCAAACUAAGGUCAGAGAGAGAUUUCUAAGGAUAUAUACUUCAGUUAACUUCAUAGUUGCAAGAGAGAAGAAGAAAAGGGAGGAAGCAUGAAGCAGAAGUUGGUAUUUGCAGUGAAUGGGGAGAAGAAAGAGGUCUCUAAUGUAGACCCGUCCACCACUUUGUUGGAAUUCCUUCGCACCCAAACACCCUACAAAGGACCCAAACUAGGGUGUGGAGAAGGUGGUUGUGGAGCUUGUCUAGUGCUCAUUUCAAAGUAUAAUCCUGAAACCAGAGAUGUAGAAGAACUUUCAGUGAGCUCUUGCCUCACUCUUUUGUGCAGCCUGCACAAUUGUUCAAUCACAACAAGUGAAGGUCUCGGAAACCAGAGAGAUGGGUUUCAUUCAAUUCACCAGAGAAUUGCAGGUUUUCAUGCCUCACAGUGUGGCUUUUGCACCCCUGGAAUGUGCAUCUCUCUCUACUCUUCUCUCUCUAAAGCUGAUAAAAGCUCUAGGCCUGAACCCCCACCUGGGUUUUCUAAGCUCACAGUUUCCGAAGCUGAGAGAGCCAUAGCUGGAAACUUAUGCAGGUGCACGGGUUACAGGCCCAUUAUUGAUGCUGGUAAAAGCUUUUGCAGUGAUGUAGACAUGGAGGAUCUUGGCUUGAAUUCCUUUUGCAGAAAGGGAGAGACUCUAGACGUAAGCAAAUUACCUCCUUAUGUUCCAAACAGUGUAUGCACCUUUCCUGAAUCUCUCAAGAAUGUAGCAGAACCAACUGAUGAAUUUAGAGAGGGAAAAUUGAAUUUAGUGUAUAAGAGUGAAUGGGGAGAACCAGAAGAUGGGUAUUGGAUCACACCAACUAGCCUAGUAGAACUCAUGGAGAUGCUGAGAUCAGAAGAGAAUGGAAACAAAGUGAAGCUCGUGGCCGGAAAUACCAGCGCCGGUUAUUAUAAAAACCAAGGGAGUUAUCAGAAAUACAUUGAUAUAAGACAUAUACCUGAGCUCUUGAUGAUUAAGAGAGAGAAAGAAGGGAUUGAUAUCGGUGCAGGUUUUACCCUCUCAAAGGUUAUAGAACUUUUGGAGGAAGAGAUCUCAUUGAGGAAUAAACAGAAUGAACAGCAGUUGGUAUUCAAGAAAGUAGUGAAUCACUUGAACAUGGUGGCUUCGAAAUUUGUUCGAAAUAUGGCAAGUUUAGGGGGUAAUUUGAUUAUGGCUCAGAGGAAUGAGUUCCCAUCUGAUAUAGCCACCAUUCUACUCGGUGCCUGUUCAUCGGUCAUAAUUCAGACCCCAAGAGGAACUCUCUCCCUAAGCAUGGAGGAAUUCCUUGGGCAACCACCAUGUGACCCUCAGACUUUGCUAGUGAGUGUUCGAAUACCGAGCUGGAGUGGAGUCCCUCCUCUCUCUAAGACUGAAGGUGGAAGUGAAUUAUACCCUUUCUCUCUGAAUAAUGGUACUAGUGAGCUAGAGGGAGCAACGAGACUGAUGUUUGAGACUUACAGAGCUGCUCCUUAUCCUCUUGGCGGCGCACUGGCCUAUGUCAAUGCUGCUUUUAUGGCUGAGGUUUUGGGUAAUGAAUCAACAGGAGAACUGGUUUUGGGUCAUCUUAGUUUGGCCUUUGGAGCUUAUGGGACUAAACAAGCUAUCAGAGCAAGGAAGGUAGAAGAGUAUUUAAAAGGAAAAUCAAUUACUCCCUCUGUGUUAUUAGAGGCUAUCCGAAUUCUUAAAAUGACGGUGGUUUCUAUAGAAGGAACCUCAAAGCCUGAUUACAGGUCCAGUUUGGCUGUUGGGUUUCUUUUCGACUUUUUCUCCCCACUGAUUACAAGCUCAGAAAAACCCAACAAAAGCUUCAUCAAUGGCCCUGUUUCUGCGACUUCUCUACUUCACCCUAAUGGGCACACGAUCUCUAAUGGUUGUAACAGUGAGAGUAGGAAACCAACUUCGGGCAUAAGUUCGAAGCAAGUCGUGGAGAUACAUAACGAUCAUCAUCCUGUUGGUUAUCCUACAAAGAAAGUUUCAGCUGAGCUUCAAGCUUCAGGUACUUCUUAAUUGUUAGAUAACAAGGAGAGA